GGUGUGUAAACUGUCAAAUGACAAAUGCAAGUUGACUAACGCAAAUCUCGUGUUUACCAUUACCACGAGUUAUAAAACAAAUAUUACUAAUUAAUUUAGAAAAAAAACAUCAUGCUUAGACUGGUUUAAUAUUUUAUUCAUCAAUGAUAAAUUCUCUAUCAAUCAAUAAGUACGAGGCCUUACACUAGGUAUUUUAAAACUUGUCGGUGUUUUGAGACUGAGACCAAGAUGAGAUCCGGAGCACUAUCAUUUAAUAUAAAAAAGGAGUGUAACGUAACAAAAGCACGAAGUGGAGUUAUGAAACUUCCGCAUUAUGAAGUAAAAACACCAGUAUUUAUGCCUGUAGGAACACAAGGUACAAUGAAAGGAUUAUUGCCAGACCAGCUUGAAGAACUAGACUGUGAAAUCAUUUUGGGAAACACAUAUCAUUUAGGUAAUCGUCCUGGUACUGACAUUCUGGAAAAAGUUGGUGGUCUUCAUAAAUUUAUGGGGUGGAACCGAGCACUAUUAACUGACUCUGGUGGAUUUCAAAUGGUAUCUCUCUUAAAAUUAGCUGAAAUAACAGAAGAAGGUGUUAAGUUUAAAUCACCCUAUGAUAAUUCAGAGAUUAUGCUUACACCAGAAAAGUCUAUAGAAAUACAAAAUUGUAUAGGUGCAGACAUAAUAAUGCAGCUAGAUGAUGUUGUCCAAACAACAUUUCAAGAUUAUAAUCGAAUUAAAGAAGCUACAGAGAGAACAAGUCGUUGGCUGGAUAGGUGUAUAAGUGCCCACCAGAGACCAACCGAACAGAGUAUAUUCCCAAUAGUACAGGGUUUACUAAAUAAAGAAUUAAGAGAGCAAAGUGCUGGAGAACAUAUGAAGAAAGAUGUUAAUGGAUUUGCUAUAGGAGGAUUAAGUGGAGGAGAAGCUAAAGAUGACUUCUGGCCAAUGGUGAGCCUCAGUACUGGAAUAUUAGAUAAAAAUCGACCAAGGUACCUCAUGGGAGUGGGGUUGGCGAUUGACCUUGUUGUAUGUGUUGCCCUUGGAGUUGACAUGUUUGAUUGUGUGUUUCCAACUCGCACUGCCAGAUUUGGUUGUGCACUGGUAAAUACGGGACAACUGAAUUUAAAACAAAAGCAGUAUGAAACUGAUCUGAAUCCUAUUGAUAAAGACUGCACAUGCCAGACAUGCAAGAAUUACACCAGAGCAUAUCUCCACUGCAUUGUAACAGUUGAAUCGGUUGCAUGCCACUUGAUAUCUGUCCACAACAUAGCUUUCCAGAUGCAACUAAUGAAAACCAUGAGAGAAAAUAUUGAAAAUGGAACAUUCCCAAUAUUCGUAAAGAAAUUUGUUAGUGAACUGUAUCCAGAUUUAAAAUAUCCUGAUUGGGUAAUAAAUUCACUAAAGUCAGUUGGAAUAAAUUUGUCAUGAAAUA
This is a messenger RNA of Manduca sexta (tobacco hornworm), 1414 nucleotides long. It is a transcript of the gene Tgt, whose product is annotated as queuine tRNA-ribosyltransferase catalytic subunit. Gene Ontology annotation, cellular component: cytosol. The record is from RefSeq and is a predicted model, not a curated record. Gene Ontology annotation, molecular function: tRNA-guanosine(34) queuine transglycosylase activity. The transcript is spliced from 6 exons. Lineage: Eukaryota; Metazoa; Arthropoda; Insecta; Lepidoptera; Sphingidae. The coding region runs from base 229 to 1410 and encodes 393 amino acids.